GCUCCCAGACGUCACUUAUUUUCUGAUGGACAAAAUAUAUACGAGUGAGUAGUGGUGGGGUGUGCUAUGAUCAUAUGACUAGUUGCUACCUUGGCCAGACGGCCCUUUUUCAGGUAGCAAUUAAUCAAGGUACAUAGAAAUACUGCUCACUUCACUUAAAUUCUGAUAGCUGAUUUUAACAUAUAUUUCACACAAUAUCGUUAAAAAUCAGGAUUCAUUACUCCCAGACACAUGCGGUCGGCGGUUUUACCUUACAGACGCUUCAAAGCUAUUAAAAAAAUUAAUUAAGGUCACUUAUUUUCUGAUGCUUGAUUUUUAUAUAUGUUAUUCAAACAACUAUUUUAAAACGUUUUGCAAACGGACAGACCGAUCCAAGGGGCCAAACAUUCACCAGACCCAAUUUUCAUGUCGCUGAGAGUAGGGGCACGGGCAUUAUCCGUGCGCAUAAGUGCGAGUGAGACAGACAUGAGUGUCAUUGCUUCUCUCCUUCUAUUCGGUUUACUCUUACCCACUAGUUAAUGUAUCGCGUCUGUUGAGUGCGUCAGCUGUGUUGUGAUUUAAGUAGCAAUUCGUAUAAAAAAAUACAAAUAUUUGCAGUGUUUGAAAAAAUAUAAUGGCUAAUUUGUUAAAUUGUGUAUUUUGCAAUAAUUGUGAUGAAAAUUUAAUAUUAUUUACGGAAGAGACAUUAAAAAAGUGUCGAGUGAUUUUACAGCAUAGAAAGGAACAUAACCUAAAAUUUAAAGACGUUGUUUUGCCGGGUGAACUAUUUGAAAGUGGUUAUCACAGAAACUGUUACAAAUCGUUUACAGGGUUAAAUAAAAAGUACUAUUUACCAAAAAAUACGGCAACCGAGAAAGCUAAUUCAACAGAAAAGUUAUUAAGCAUUGCAGAAAAUUUAUCCACUGAUAUCUCAACGACAGUUGAAUUAGAUACACAAUGUAUUCAGCCAGAAGCAUCUACGUCUCAACAUUUUAAUCCAGCAGCAGCUGUUAUACCUGACACUACUACAAUACCUAGCCCAUCUGUCUUACCUGAGUUGGUCGAACCGGAUUUUCCAAGAUUAGAAGAAUAUAUUGAUCAUCCUGAAAAUAUUGAUUCACUUUCUGACAGUAAUACUGCAGUUGAUAUCGAUGUAAAUAAUUCUCCAAAUAAUCUUACUUGUAUAUAUUGUGAUCAAAAAACUAAAAAGCACAAGUCUAAACGAUUGCCUCUAAUUACGUCAGAUAAAAAUGUAUUUCUAUCUAAAGCUAAAAAUCAAUAUGAAAAUCAUACAGAAUUCUUGGAAAAAAUUGUAAAUUAUCCACAUUCUAAAAUACACUAUCACAAUAUCUGUCAAUUAAAUUUUUCUUAUGAAACUUCAUCAAACAAAAAAACUACUACAACUCAUUGGCAUAGUCUUCGUGAACAACACCGAGCAGCUUUUCAUGAAAUAUGUUCUUUUAUUGAAGAAAAUAUAAUUCAAAAAGGACGGUGUUACUUCCUGAGUUAUAUUUGUCGAUGUUAUAUCGGAUUAUUAGAUGAAAGUGAUGAAAAUAAUGAUGUCGGAAUUAGAGGGGAUUUUAAAGCACACAUUUUGGAAUCAAAAAUUAAGAAAAAAUAUGGUAAAGAGAUAAAAAUUUUUAUUAUUCAGAAUAAAAAAUUAGUCGCGCCGAAAAAUGUAGUGGCUAUUGAUGAGCAAACACUCGAAAGUCUAAAAGAUGAAGAUAUUUUACUUAAAGCUGCUCUAUUAUUGAGAAAAUCUGUUUUACAAGCUGAAAAAAAAAAGUUACCUCAUAACUUAACAAUACAACAUUUGCAGGACGGAGAAAUAUCUGUGCCACAAGAUCUACUGGACUUUUAUUCUACUUUGAUAGCCGGUAAUAAUCGAAGACGUAAAAAUAAUCAAAAGUGUAUCCGUCAAGUCAAGUCAUAUUGUGAAGAUGUCGUCUAUAGCAUUUACAAUGGAAAAAUAAAAACAUCAAAGCAUAUUAUGCUCGGAAUGGCUUUAAAAAGUCUAACAAGUAGCCGCAAAAUUAUUGAUAUAAUACAUAGAUAUGGGCAUUGUAUCAGUUAUCCUGGAGUGGAAGAGCUCGAAACAGAAGCAACAUAUACAUCAGUUGAAAAAUCAAGUGUAUGUCCUGAAACAAUUAAAAAAUCACCAGAUCUCUGCACCGGUCUUGCUUUCGAUAAUUUUGAUCGUUUCGUGGAGACAAAGACUGGUAAAGAUACAUUGCACGAUACAGUUGGUAUUAUUUACCAGAAUAUUGAUAUGAACACCCCAGAUGAACCGCAAUUAAUAAAUAUCACCGAUGCUCAUACCGAAGUAUCUAUCAACUCGCAAAAAAGGAGACGGAGAACUUUUGAUGCUAUUUCUAUGGAAAUUAGUGAAGAACCAUUGGUUAAAAAAAUGAAGAUAACAGAUCUAGAAGCGUCAGCUUGUGAAGAUACAGAACCUAUAAAUUUACCACUGUACAAAACGAUCGAUACGCUGUGGAUGUUUAGCCAUGCUCUCCAGUUACCGAAUGUUCCAAUGUGGGUUGGAUUUAAUUCUUUUCUAGUUGACAAUAAUAGCCCACAACAAAUAGUUUCAUAUCUAACUCCAAUAAAUCAAUCGCCUACUAACAAAUCAGUAGUUUUGGAGACUAUGAAACAGAGUCAACAAAUUUGUGAAGAAGUGAAGCAGUCAUCCAUCCAAGUUACUUAUGAUCUUGCGAUUGCAAAAAUAGCCUUACAAAUUCAAGCUAGCCACAAACCAGAUCUUGAUAAUUUAUUCAUACAUUUGGGGCCAUUCCAUAUAAUGAUGGCUUACUUCAAAACUAUAGGAAAAUUUAUUAUGCAUUGUGGCUUAACAAACGUCAUGGUACAGAGUAAUUUAUUAGCAUCCGGCUCUGUAAAUGGAUUUCUGGAGGGAAAACAUUUCAAUAGGUGUAAAAGGCUUCACCCUUUGAUGGCUGUAGGUUUGGAAAUUUUACAUUUUAAAUCGUUUUUGGAGAGUAAUAAUAUUACUAUCAGUGAUCAAAUUAUCCAAGAAAUCACACGACUAAGAACGUCUUCAAUAUCUUCACUUACAAUUGAGGAUGACGAGCUUAAUGCAUUAUUACAGAAUUAUGAUAUUUAUAAGCAAAAAACCCUCAAUGGCGAGUUUGGUAAAACUCCACAGUUUUAUUUAAUCUAUAUAAAUCUUGUUCAUCAUUAUUUAACCUUGUCAAGAAGCAUACGUUGUGGAGAUUUUGAAUUAUUUAAGUUUGUACUGCCAAAAAUUACUAACUUAUUUUUCAUAUGCAAUCAACAGAAUUAUGCUCGUUGGACAGUUAAAUACAGUAAUAAUUUGUUAAAAGUUGCCGAAACUCAUCCUGACUUGUAUGAACAGUUCAAAAAUGGUUUUUUUUGCAUUCAAAGAACUAGUAAGCCUUUUUCUAAGCAACCGAUUGACUUAGUCCUGGAACAAACCAUUAAUGCAGAUGCAGCCAGGAGACUCACAGGAAUAAUCCAAUUCACCAAUUCCAUAUCAGCACGCCAACGAUGGGCUCGCAGUCAUGAUAUACGAUCAACAAUAAUUAGUUCUGUUUAUAAAGAUCUAGACUUACAACAAAUACAAGAUGUUACAGCCGAGGUGUCUAAUCAUAAUAUGAAGAAUGAUACCAAACAAUUACAAAAAUUUAUCGACGAAUUCGAUCGAUUCAUCAAUCCGUUUAGUCCUGAAGUACCACAAGAUCUUUUGCUUAAUAUUUCAUCUGGAAAAGCAGCCUCAGAGGUCGUAGAAAAAUUUCUUCUCAAUGUUGAGAAGAAUGGAGACAUAAGACGUCAAACAUUCAUCGCAGAAUGUAAAAACGAUGAAUAUAGGUUCGAAAAGAGCAUAAAAAAAGUGCCACUGGAAAACUUUUCUUUAGAUUAUGCUAAGAAAACAACAACAACUAAGGUAGGUGGUAAAGUGCUAGAAGUACGUACUCAAAGAGAUCUGUUUGGGCGGAUGCUUGGAAUAUCGAUUGAUCACAAAGUCGAUAUAGCCAAAAUUUUAUCAUACCCCAUAACGCCAGUGCCAUUAUCCAUGUGUCAUUUCGACGGUGGCAUCUGUAAAACCCAAAAGUCGGUUCUGAUGAAAUCAUUGGAAAAAGGCGUACAACACAACCUACCUUCUCACAUUGAUAUUUUGAUAAUUGAUGGUUUCUUUCUGCUCUAUACUAUGAAUAAUGUGCCUAAAACUUUUGGAAAUAUCGCAAAAAAAUUACUACAAAUGGUGACACAGUUGAAAGCCACGAGAUAUGAUGUCAUAUUUGAUCAGUAUUUUUCCCCUUCCAUUAAAGAUUAUGAAAGAUCUCGCCGAUAUGAAUCAUCACUACUGGAAUUCAACAUUACUGGGCCAGAUCAAGUUCGUCCAUCAAAUUUCACGAAAGAGUUAAAAAAUAUCCACUUCAAACAGGCUCUCGUUGAUUUCUUCAUAUUGCACUGGACUAGUGAGGAGAUGAUUCCAUUCAUUGGUAAUAAUCAAGUUUACAUUAAUUUUCGACAAUGUCACUCUUUCACCGUGAGUAAUAAUAAAGUUAUGUCUGAAAUCAAUGAAGAUUUAUCGUGUCCCCAGCAUGAGGAAGCUGAUACAAAGAUUGUUUAUCAUGUUUGCAACACUGAUGCUCGAGCUAAUUUUGUGAUACGAUGUUCAGAUACGGAUAUUGCAGCGAUAAUGCUAGGAAAUAUGCAUCAUUUAAAAAAUGAUGAUUCACACGUGUGGAUAUUAACCGGCACUGGUAACAAUCAGCGAUAUGUUGAUAUUAGCAGUAUCUACAAACAGUUAGGACCGUCGUUAUGUCGAAGUCUACCAGGAUUCCAUGCUAUUACUGGAUGCGAUUAUAAUCCCGCAUUUUUCAAAAAGGGAAAACAAAGGCCGUUUAGUAUUCUUAAAAAAAAUAAAGAAUACCAACAAGCAUUUCUCACCUUUGGCACGUUGAAUUUGAUCGAUGAUGUAGACGAAGAAGAACGUGUAUUCAAUAUAGUACAAAGAUUUAUAUGUGAUGUUUAUAACGUACCAGGAGUAAUGGAUGUAAAUGCUGCCAGACUUCAGCUGUUUAUUAAUACAUAUAUGGUAUGUGAUGUUAAUGAAAAAUUUAUGCAAAAAAAUAUGAAAAACUUCGAUGCUACUAACUUACCACCUUGUAAAAGCGAACUUCGGCAACAGUUUCGACGAGCUAACUAUAUUGCUAGUGUUUGGAACAAUGCUAGUGCAAAAAUGAUUAAUAUUUUCAAUCCCGAAAAUUUUGGCUGGACAUUAGAAGAUGAUAAAUAUCAUUUUCAUUGGUUUGAUGGAGAUCAAUUGCCGGAUUUUGUCAGUCAGUCCUUGGAGGAAGAAUUAGCGAAAACGCCCGAGGAAAAUACUGAUGAACAAGAUGAUGAUUUAGAUAUUCAAUAUCAAGAUAGGAUCGAUGAUGAAUUACCUGACUUCAACGACGAUGACAAUGAAGAUUAGAAGCCAGUCGAAUAUUUACAAAUCAAUCUUACAAACUUAUGUAAAAAAAUAUUUGUCGAUUUUUGAUAGUUUUUUAAGGUUCGUUACAAAUAAAUAAUUAUUUGAAAAGGUUGCUGUUAUUUAAUUAAAUUAUUAAUACUUUGUAAACCUUUUGAUAUUUACUUUAAAAAUUUAAAAUUAACUUACUUAAAAAAAUUUAAAUUAAUAAAACAGUUUGUAAGGUACAAUUGUAUAAUUAUUGCGGUCAGAUGAGCACUUUUCUCAAAGUUAAUCUUUGAUUAUUUACGUGAUUUUCAAAUAGAAGGAGAGAAGCAAUGACACUCAUGUCUGUCUCACUCGCACUUAUGCGCACGGAUAAUGCCCGUGCCCCUACUCUCAGCGACAUGAAAAUUGGGUCUGGUGAAUGUUUGGCCCCUUGGAUCGGUCUGUCCGUUUGCAAAACGUUUUAAAAUAGUUGUUUGAAUAACAU
This is a messenger RNA of Sitophilus oryzae (rice weevil), 5906 nucleotides long. RefSeq lists its product as uncharacterized. NCBI's taxonomy places the organism in Eukaryota, Metazoa, Arthropoda, Insecta, Coleoptera, Curculionidae. Bases 614 to 5437 code for a protein of 1607 amino acids. The transcript has 3 exons. The record is from RefSeq and is a predicted model, not a curated record.